UCGAUUUGGUUUUGCACGAACGCUUGUUUCUUCUUCUAGUCUUUGGAGUUUGAUUCUUCUUUCUGAUUCAAAAUCAAAGCUGAAGGUACCAAUUAUUAUCCGACGGAUUCUCUCUCUCUCUCUCUCUCUCUCUCUCAGCUAUGAAAAUGGAUUUGAUGUCUGGUUACAAGGGUGUUGUUGGGCUUGUUUUUGGCAACGAGAAUUCUUCAAAUGAAGAUAGGUAUGUUGAGAGGUUGCUUGACCGGAUAAACAAUGGGAAACUCCCAGAUGACAGGAGAAAUGCUAUUACUGAGCUUCAGGCUGUUGUCUCCGAAAAUAAAGCUUUCCAGUUAGCAUUUGGGGCAAUGGGCCUUCCUAUAAUCUUAGGCGUCUUAAAGGAAGAACGUCAUGAUGUUGAAAUGGUUCGUGGUGCAUUGGAAACUCUUGUCAGUGCAUUGACUCCCAUUAAUCAUUCAAAAGGAUCAAGUAAUGAAGUUCAGCCAGAUUUGAUGAAUACUGAUUUACUAUCUAGAGAAGAAGAAAGUAUCCCUCUUCUUCUAAGUUUGUUGGAAGAGGAUGAUUUUUAUGUGCGAUAUUAUACUCUGCAAAUAUUGACUGCCCUUCUCUCUAAUUCUCGACAGAGGUAUAAGUUAAAUAGUUUCCAUGGUAGUUUGAUUCCUGAAGUUGUUAUAUCAUCUUGCUUGGAAAGGACCCUUGCUGACUUCUUCUUCAGGUUACAGGAAACUAUAUUGACCAUCCCGCGUGGUAUAACCCGGCUAAUGGACAUGCUUAUGGAUCGUGAGGUGAUUAGGAAUGAGGCCUUGUUGCUUCUUACUCACCUGACCCGUGAAGCUGAGGAGAUCCAAAAGAUUGUUGUCUUUGAAGGUGCAUAUGAGAAAAUAUUCAGUAUUAUAAGGGAGGAGGGAAAUUCAGAUGGCGGUGUAGUUGUGCAGGACUGCCUUGAAUUGUUGAACAAUUUGAUUCGUACCAAUGCAUCCAAUCAGGUGCUACUCAGAGAGACUAUAGGACUUGAUUCAUUGAUAUUGAUUUUGAAGCUAAGAGGAAGUUCUUACUCUUUUACUCAACAAAAGACAAUCAAUCUACUCAGUGCAUUAGAAACCAUUAAAUUGUUACUAAAGGGAGGUUCUGAGUCUGAUCCUGGGAAAGAUGCUAAUAAAAAGACAAAUAAGGCAGCUCUGGUUCAGAAAAAGGUACUGGACAGUUUGUUGAUCUUAGGUGUUGAAAGCCAAUGGGUACCCGUUCCAGUUCGCUGUGAGGCAUUGAGAUGCAUUGGGGACUUGAUUGCUGGAGAUUCAAAGAAUCUUGAUCUUCUUGCUAGCAAAGUUCUUGGAGAGGAGCCACAAGUCGAACCUGCUCUGAAUUCUAUACUUCGAAUAAUUUUGAGGUCUUCUAGCAUGCAAGAGUUCAUUGCAGCUGAUUAUGUUUUCAAAAACUUUUGUGAGCAAAACACUGAUGGCCAAGCAAUGCUAGCGUCUACACUAAUUCCUCAGCCAUAUUCCAUGAAUCAUUCAUUCCUUGAGGAGGAUGUCAAUAUGUCUUUUGGAAGCAUGCUAUUACAUGGUCUUACUUUGGGUGAAAAUGAUGGUGAUCUUGAGACUUGUAGCAGAGCCGCUAGCGUUCUAUCACAUAUACUGAAGGACAAUCUCCAAUGCAAGGAAAGGGUUUUGCGAAUUGAAAUUGAGGCACCCAUGCAAUCUUUAGGAGCUCCAGAGCCACUAAUGCAUCGGAUGGUGAAAUAUUUAGCCAUUGCAUCUUCAAUGAAAUCCAAAGAUGGAAAGUCCAAUGCAUCAGGAAAUUCAUAUGUUCAAGCUAUUAUUUUGAAAUUACUGGUUACAUGGCUAGCUGAUUGCCCGAAUGCAGUGAACUGCUUCCUAGAUGCUCGACCCCACCUUACUUAUCUUCUUGAGCUAGUAUCAAAUUUGUCAGAAACAGUGUGUAUAAGGGGUUUCGCAGCAGUUGUGCUGGGUGAAUGUGUGAUCUAUAACAAAUCCACUGAUAACGGAAAAGAUGCAUUUGCCAUUGUUGAUAUAAUAAGUCAGAAAAUUGGACUUAGUUCGUAUUUCUUAAAAUUUGAUGAGAUGCAUAAGAGUUUUGUUUUCGCUAACGUGGAGUCAUCAUUAACACACAGAUCAUUCUCUAGAUCUUCAGCAGCUAGCAUGGCAGAUAUUCAAGAUGUAGAUGAGAAUGAUUUGUCAGAAAAGAAAAAUAUGGACCAUCCAAAUCUUUCUUCAAUCUUGGAUUCUUACUUUGUGAAUUUUGUUAAAAGACUGGAGGCAAAUAUUAGAGAACAGAUUGUGGAGGUUUAUAGUCGUCCAAAAACCAAGGUAGCGGUAGUGCCAGAAGAAAUAGAGCAGAAGAAGGGUGAAAGUGAGGUUGAAUAUAUAAAGCGGCUGAAAGCUUUUAUUGAGAAGCAGCACACUGAGAUUCAGGAUCUUGCUAUUCGAAAUGGUACACUGGCAGAAGACCUGGCUAAGACAGGUAAUAGUUUGCAGUCUGAGCAAAGAGUGAGUGGAGGCAUGGAUAGAGUUCAAAUAGAGACACUCCGUAGAGAUUUCCAAGAAGCAUCUAAAAGGUUGGAGAUGCUUAAGAAAGAAAAAGCCAAAAUUGAAUCGGAGGCAAUUAUGUAUCAGAAUUUAGCUGCAAAGACGGAAGGUGAUCUAAGGAGUCUGUCGGAUGCAUACAAUAGCCUUGAGCAAUCUAACCUCCAUCUAGAGAAUGAGGUGAAAGCACUGAGGGGAGAAGGCCACUCAACAUUCCCAGAUGUAGAGGCAAUAAAAGCUGAAGCAAGGGAAGAAGCUCUGAAGGAGAGCGAAGGUGAACUGAAUGAUCUGCUUGUAUGCCUUGGACAAGAACAAAGCAAGGUGGAUAAACUUAGUGCUAGGUUGCUGGAGUUGGGGGAGGAUGUUGACAAACUACUUGAAGGCAUUGGAGAUGAUGCUGGGGCUGCUGAAGAUUUCGAAGAUGAAGAAGAUGCCGAGUAACAUAUUUUCAUUUGUGUCUCACUUUAUACGUUUCAUGUUAAAUUGUACAGCUAACACAAUCUAUGGAGAAUGGAGACAUUCUAUGGUUGAAUUUUAAAUUAUGAUUUCUUCAAGACAUUUCUUGCUGGUUAUAUUUUGCAAUAUUCAGGUGUGAUUAAAUUGUGUC
Messenger RNA from Trifolium pratense (red clover), 3147 nucleotides. Its product is annotated as golgin candidate 6-like. Lineage: Eukaryota; Viridiplantae; Streptophyta; Magnoliopsida; Fabales; Fabaceae. The transcript is spliced from 19 exons. The coding region runs from base 141 to 2981 and encodes 946 amino acids. Gene Ontology annotation, cellular component: cytoplasm; endoplasmic reticulum; Golgi membrane. Gene Ontology annotation, biological process: endoplasmic reticulum to Golgi vesicle-mediated transport; vesicle fusion with Golgi apparatus; intracellular protein transport. The record is from RefSeq and is a predicted model, not a curated record.